Molecule: messenger RNA, 582 nt
Organism: Emys orbicularis (European pond turtle)
Lineage: Eukaryota; Metazoa; Chordata; Testudines; Emydidae
Gene: HMGA2
Product: high mobility group AT-hook 2
Exons: 5
Coding region: 1-582 (193 amino acids)
Biological process (GO): regulation of DNA-templated transcription
Cellular component (GO): nucleus; chromatin
Molecular function (GO): DNA binding; transcription coregulator activity
Source: RefSeq, a predicted model, not a curated record
AUGAGCACACGAGGGGAAGGAGCCGGCCAGCCUUCCACUUCCACUGCUGCCCAGGAGCAACCUGCAGCCACAGCGCCUCAGAAGAGAGGACGGGGCAGACCCAGGAAGCAGCCACAAGAACCAACUGGAGAACCAUCUCCUAAAAGACCAAGAGGAAGACCAAGAGGAAGCAAAAACAAGAGUCCCUCUAAAGCAGCUCAGAAGAAAGCAGAAGCCACUGGAGAAAAACGACCCAGAGGCCGGCCCAGAAAAUGGUGGAAGAAUAAAAGAGAAAGCCCUGUCUCCCCCACUGACACUCACGCUGAUGGUCUUGGCUGGGAAACAGAUACUGUUGGCAGAGAUCAGAGAGGAACUCACAGUGGUAGCAGAAGAAAAGAAUUUGGCAGGGAGAGCCACGUAGUCUGCAGUGAUCUGCUCAAGGUCAUUCUUGGCAGUAUCAUUGGUGCCUACGUGGACAAGCAAGAAGGGUUAGCGAUCCGAGGGAUUGAUGAGUCUCGGCAGUCUCUCCGUCACAUCAUGAAUCCUAGCUCCUGGCAAGCAGCAUACUUCUCGGUUUUCCCAGUCAGGCCGGCAGACAGAUGA